Molecule: messenger RNA, 324 nt
Organism: Leptosia nina
Lineage: Eukaryota; Metazoa; Arthropoda; Insecta; Lepidoptera; Pieridae
Source: the annotation of a GenBank genome assembly
AUGGCAGCGUCUUUCAGCAGCCAAGUGAGAUGCGACGGGCCUCACCUGUGCCGAGGCCAGUCCCUCCGCCCACUUGUAGAGGUGGUAUUUUCCGCGGGAUCCCCUUCACGGAACGUCCGCAUACCUUGCACUUUCAUGCCGUACCAUCAUAAGGCACCACAACAAUCGUUAGCGCGGCACGCGACUAUCAUAGUAUAUCUCGAGAGUCGCGCAAGAGGCGCGUGCUACCUGCGAUCAAGGGUUGGCCCUCGCCGUUGGACUGACUGCUUCCGCACGGCGCGUCCGUACCAGUACUGCCAACUCUUCGAGAAAAGAAAGCGCUGA